Messenger RNA from Lampris incognitus (smalleye Pacific opah), 2055 nucleotides. It is a transcript of the gene shisa7b, whose product is annotated as shisa family member 7. Gene Ontology annotation, cellular component: postsynaptic membrane; postsynaptic density; dendritic spine membrane. The coding region runs from base 1 to 2055 and encodes 684 amino acids. The transcript is spliced from 8 exons. The record is from RefSeq and is a predicted model, not a curated record. NCBI's taxonomy places the organism in Eukaryota, Metazoa, Chordata, Actinopteri, Lampriformes, Lampridae. Gene Ontology annotation, biological process: regulation of short-term neuronal synaptic plasticity; regulation of AMPA receptor activity.
AUGUCCGCGGUGACCAUCACCACAAAACGACGUGCUGUCGAUGGCGACGUUGGAAUCUCGACCACUGGGAACAGCCCCAGCAGUGGUAAAACUGGCACCGCUCUGUUCCUCCUCACCGGCUACAAGCCACCGCUCCUGCCGCCCCCCACCGGGCCCAAAGUGGCCCUCAAAGGAGCCGAGAUGGAGGAUGGAGAUGAGCCGCCGCCAGUCAAAGGUGCUGAGAUGCCUCCGAAGCCCCUCCCGCAGAUCAUGUUGCCGAGGAACAUGACCGCAGCCGACGCGCUGAAACCGCCGCUGGGUGCCGCCCAGGUGGCUCCGCCUCCCAAACGUCUGGUGGACGUGGAUGUGUGCAGGGGCUACUUUGACGUGAUGGGUCAGUUUGACAACACGUUCAACUGCUCUAAGGACACGUACAUCUACUGCUGUGGGACCUGCCACUACCGCUUCUGCUGCGAGCACCAGCGCAGCCGGCUGGACCAGGACUCCUGCACCAACUACAACUCGCCGGUUUGGGCCACCACCCAGGCCCCUGCCACUGCACCCGCAGGAAACCGCCACAACCCGGACUUCGAGACGCUCCAGCAGCAGAGCAGCAGCACGGCGUACGUGAUUGGAGGGGUGAUAACCUUCACGGUGGUGGUGGCUGUAGGCAUCCGGAUCGCCUUCAGCAAAGUGUCCCGUCGGCCUCGCAACCGAGACAUCAACAUGCCCAGGGCCCUGGUGGACAUCCUGCGCCACCAGUCCAGCCCGGUGCAACCAGGGGAGAGAAACAGCACCACCAUACUGACCACCACCACCUCCGAUGGACGCACCUCCAAAAACAUCUACACGCCCAUCCUGCAGAGCAAAGACAACCGAAUUGGAAACUUGCACCACCAUUUUACCCAGCAGGGGUCUGCCUCCAGCCCCAAACUCUCGGCCACCAUCGAGCGAGUUCCCCGCAUGAGCAACUCCCAGCUCCCCUCUGUGGGGAGCCUCCUGUCGGGGAGCAGCGGUGGGGGCAAACACAGCAACAGCUUCUCCUCCCGCCCCGGCCCCGGCCCCGGCCCCGGCCCCGGCCCCGGCCCCCACCCCUCCUUCUCCCACUCCUUCCACAACCUGGCCCAGCUGCCGCCGUCCUACGAGGCGGCCGUGAAACCCGAGAUCAGCCGCUACAGCUCUCUGAAGAGGCUGGAGAAAGACCUGGACGAAUACACCAACUACUACAACUCCAAGCGCCGCUCCAACAACGCCCCUCCCGCCUUCCAUUCCUCCCAGCACUACCUGCCCUGGGGUGGUGACUAUACGCUGGGCACCCGGGGCACUUUACCGCUCCAUGGCUCCCGGCCGCACCUGCACAUCCCCACCUCCACCCCCAACCCUUACCCGCUGCCCGUCAUGCCACAGACGCCGUACACCAGCUCCUCCUUCGACAGGCCCCCCCGCCGCGUGCGCUCCCAGGACCAGCUGCUUGCCUUCGGGGAAGGGAACACGCUGUCCCGCCUGUCCAAGAACCAGCAACACCAGUACUACAAAGCCAUGAUGAGCACCAGCAGAAGCUCCACCUCCCAGACGCUCCGCAGGUCCCAUGAGAGGCUCCUGGUCUCACCGGAUCGUCUAGAAGACCGCCUGAUGGGGAUGGGCCUGAUAGUCGGAGGAGGUGACAGAGGAGGAGGAGGGAUGGUGCCCCACAAUGGGCCGGCUCAGCCACCACCAGAAGACCCAGUCCAGCAGAACAUCUGCGUCACGCCGUCCAUGGACCGCCAUCAUAUCAUCAAGAUGAACUCCCAGCCCUCGUCCGGACACGACCACGACCGCGGUGCGCCAUCAGCCGCAGCCAUGGCAGGGAUGGGCGUGCACAGCGGCGGUGGCUGGGACCCCCGCGGCGGUAUUGGGGGAAAGGUGGGUGGCGGCGGGGGUGGUAUGGGAGGUCACCCCAGUACCCGCCGCAUGGCCUUUGCCACCAAACGCCAGAGCACUAUCGAACAGCUGCACUUCAUCCCUGGAGGGGGGGGGCGGGGGGAGGUGGCGGGGGAGGCGGGCAGGGACUGCGGACUGCGAGUAAGAAUGAGGUGA